AUGACCUCAUAUGAAUGCUUGUUACCUGUUAAUGGAGGGUGGAAGAACGAUGUCACCAAUUGGCUUUCUGAAGAUGUCCCAUCUUUCGAUUUUGGAGGAUAUGUGGUAGGGACCGACCAAAAGACUUCUACGCUGUUGAUGAAAUCGAAUGGUGUGCUAAGUGGUGUUCCAUUUGCUACAGAAGUCUUUCGACAAUGCAAUUUGGCCGUUGAGUGGCAUUUCCAAGAAGGUACAUAUAUUGAUGUUUCGAAAUCAAAUAACUGUAAGGUUUCAGUUGCUACUGUCUCAGGUAAGGCAAAAGAUAUUCUCCUAGCCGAAAGAACCUCUCUAAAUAUUUUGAGUAGAGCCUCCGGUAUUGCAUCUGCAUCUAGUAAGAUUAUUGGAUUGGCUCGUAAAAGUGGUUACACUGGGAUCAUUGCUGGUACAAGAAAGACUACACCUGGUUUACGUAGAUUAGAAAAAUAUUCUAUGCUGAUAGGUGGUUGUGAUUCCCAUCGUUACGAUUUGUCCUCGAUGGUGAUGUUAAAGGAUAACCAUAUUUGGUCUCGCGGUUCUAUUACAAACGCUGUCAUUGAUGCAAGAAGGGUCUGUGGGUUUGCCGUUAAGAUUGAAGUAGAGUGUCAAUCGGAAACUGAGGCAGAUGAGGCCAUCACUGCAGGUGCAGAUAUUAUUAUGUUGGAUAACUUUGAACAUGAUGAUUUGAAACUAUGCGCAAAAUCUUUGAAACAGAAAUGGGUGGGUAGGAAACAUUUCAUGUUAGAAUGUUCUGGUGGUUUGACUUUGGAAAAUAUUGACAGUUUCUUAUGCAGUGACAUCGAUAUCUACAGUACUAGUUCAAUUCAUCAAGGUGUCUCAGUUGUCGAUUUUUCAUUAAAACUAGAUCAUUGA
Maudiozyma barnettii is the source of this 888-nucleotide messenger RNA. It is a transcript of the gene BNA6, whose product is annotated as nicotinate-nucleotide diphosphorylase (carboxylating). Gene Ontology annotation, molecular function: nicotinate-nucleotide diphosphorylase (carboxylating) activity. Gene Ontology annotation, cellular component: cytoplasm. NCBI's taxonomy places the organism in Eukaryota, Fungi, Ascomycota, Saccharomycetes, Saccharomycetales, Saccharomycetaceae. Gene Ontology annotation, biological process: NAD+ biosynthetic process; quinolinate catabolic process. The coding region runs from base 1 to 888 and encodes 295 amino acids. The record is from RefSeq and is a predicted model, not a curated record. The transcript has a single exon.